CACAUUUCCGUGGCAUUCCCAUUUGCUAGUGCGCUGCCGCGGCCGCACGCCUGAUUGAUAUAUGACUGGAAUGGCACUUUUCCAUUUGACAUUCUCUCUCUCUCCCUCUCUCUCUCUCCCUCUCCCUCUCUCUCUCUCUCCCUGUGUCGCUUAAACAACAGUCCUAACUUUUGUGUGUUGCAAAUAUAAAAGGCAAGCCAUGUGACAGAGGGGCAGAAGAACAAAAGCAUUUGGAAGUAACAGGACCUCUUUCUAGCUCUCAGAAAAGUCUGAGAAGAAAGGAGCCCUGCGUUUUCCCCAAGCUGUGCAGCAGAUACCGUGAUGGAUUGCAAGUGCAAAAAGUAAGACAAAAUUCCAGCAUAUAAAGGACAAUGACAACCAGGAAGCUUCAGCCAGAUCCUGCUCUUUCCUUGAAAGGAACUCAAUCCUAAGAGUUGAAGACAUUUCCAGUUUUUAGUCCUCUGCCUCCCUCUGCUGUCAUUCUUGAGAAGUUUUUCCUUACAACAAUGAAAAAUCAUGUACUAGCUGCAUCCUUUUCUAUGCUCUCCCUGCUGGCAAUAAUGGGAGAUACAGACAGCAAAACGGACAGCUCGUUUGUGGUAGACUCCGACUCUCGACGCUGCAUGAGGCACCACUAUGUCGAUUCUAUCAGUCAUCCAUUGUACAAGUGUAGCUCAAAGAUGGUGCUCCUGGCCAGGUGUGAGGGACACUGCAGCCAAGCGUCACGCUCUGAGCCCUUGGUGUCCUUCAGCAGUGUCCUCAAGCAGCCCUUCCGUUUCUCCUGUCACUGCUGCCGGCCCCAGACCUCCAAGCUGAAGGCUUUGCGGCUGCGCUGCUCAGGGGGCCUGCGACUCACCGCCACCUACCGGUACAUCCUCUCUUGUUACUGCGAGGAGUGCAACUCCUGAGGCCUGCUGUUGAAUGGCUUCUGGAAGGGACAACCUCCCCUAGCUAAAGCAGUUCAACCAGCCAGGGAGGGACUGGCAAGAAGAGAGUUAAAACAAGAAAGAUGAAGCGAUUCCCACGGGAUUCUGCAUAUUCUAGCAAUAAAGACUCUACGUGCUUGUUGACAGAGAGAUACUCUGGGAACUUGUUUUGGUUCCCAUCACCUUUCCCUGGUACAAUUUCUUUUGGUUCCU
Messenger RNA from Choloepus didactylus (southern two-toed sloth), 1139 nucleotides. It is a transcript of the gene NDP, whose product is annotated as norrin cystine knot growth factor NDP. Gene Ontology annotation, biological process: Wnt signaling pathway. Lineage: Eukaryota; Metazoa; Chordata; Mammalia; Pilosa; Megalonychidae. Bases 507 to 908 code for a protein of 133 amino acids. The record is from RefSeq and is a predicted model, not a curated record. The transcript is spliced from 3 exons.